Micromonas pusilla CCMP1545 is the source of this 1899-nucleotide messenger RNA. RefSeq lists its product as uncharacterized. Bases 1 to 1899 code for a protein of 632 amino acids. The record is from RefSeq and is a predicted model, not a curated record. The transcript has a single exon. NCBI's taxonomy places the organism in Eukaryota, Viridiplantae, Chlorophyta, Mamiellophyceae, Mamiellales, Mamiellaceae. Gene Ontology annotation, molecular function: protein binding; metallopeptidase activity.
AUGGCGGACCCCGACGCCGCGAGCGCGGCGCUCAUCGCGAAGCUGAUGGCGGAGGAGAACCCGUAUGGCGACGAGGGCGAUUACCUCGAGUACAACGACGACAGCGACGACGGCGACUACGGCAAGCCGAAGCGUAAGAAGAAGAAAAAGGCGCCACCGAAGCCGAAGCCGAUCAAGGCGCCGAAGGAGCCGAAAUCGCCGAAGGAACCGCAGGCGUCGAAGCGACCGCCGAGCGCGGUCGACACCAAACCGCAGGACGGCGAGAACGAUGAGCACGCGGCGAACUGGAUCGGCAUCGCCGCCGCCGCGGGCGCGCCCGCGACGACGACGGUCGUCGUCGAGGAAUUCACGGAGACGGGACGACGGAAGCGCAAGGACACGGGAGCGAAGCGCGAGAAGGCGCGCCCGUGGGACGAGACCGAGGAACGCCUCUUUCGCGAAGCGCUGACGCUUCACGGCCGCGACUGGCACGCGUGCGCCGCGCAUGUCGGCACGAGAGACCACCGCGCAUUCACGUCGCACGCGCAGAAAUACUUCAUCAAGUUGUGCCUCCAAGGAAAGCAGCUGCCGGUGAAAGUGCGAGAAUCGGGCGACGGGUUCACGCUCUCGGGGAAGCCGCUCGAUCCGACCAGCGCGGCGGCGAAGCAGUACGGGUUCAAGCCGGACACCGCGGGGCUGAGCGCGGAGCAGCUCGCGGAGAUGCACGCGGCCGCGGCAAAGGAAAAGGCGCGCGCGAGAGAGGAGAAGGCGCGCGCGAAAGAGGAGAAGGCGCUCGCGAAGGAGGAGCGCGAGGAGGUUCGCGCGGCGGCGGCGGCAGAGCGCACGGCGAACCGUGCGACGGGCGGCUCGAAACGCGCGUAUACUAUGAAACGCGUCGAUGAUGACCGUUACGUUUCAUCCGAGGACGAUGCCCCGCCGCCGGAGCCGACGGAGUACGCGAAGAACCGCCCGAGAAGGGACGCCGCGGUGGCGUCAAACUUCCGCGACGCCGCGGGUGGCACGUUGGAGCUGCAUCAGAUGCGAAAGUUUUCCUCCGCGGCGCCCGGGUCGAAAACGCCCAACGCGCAGCCGUUCGCUCUGACCGUGUCCUCCGACGCGAUGCUCAUCAUGGACCUCCACUCGCACCUGUGCGUCAACGAGGUCAUUGGGUACCUGGGCGGGACUUGGAACGCGGCGACGAGGACGGUAUCGAUCGAGAAGGCGUUCCCGGGGCGGGGCGUCGCGUCUGGGAGCGACGUCGAGAUGGACCCUGUCUGCGAGGUCGAGCUCAAGGCUCGCGUCGAGGCGGAGAAGCUCACCGUGGUCGGGUGGUACCACAGCCACCCCGUGUUCCAACCCACGCCCUCAGGCGUGGACGUCGACAACCAGCUCAACUACCAGGCUUUAUUCCGCGACGCCGAGUGCGACGUCGAGCCGUUCGUCGGGUUCAUCGUCGGCCCGUACGACGUCCGGUUGCCGUCGCCGACGUCGGAGGUGACGGCGUUUUGCGCCAAGCGUUUGAAGGGAGGCGGUGGCGUGAGAGACGUUCCGUACGCGUGCGAGUACGCGGUGACUGGCGGGUCUCUGUCGACCGAGAACGACGCCGCUCCCGCCGCUGCCGCCGCGACGACGAUGACGACGACCGCGGCGGUCGGCGACGCCACGAUAGAGGCGAUGAAAGCUGUCGUUAUCGCGAACGAGAACGUGGACGGCAGGGUCAACCCCACGGAGUUGUGGCGGCCGUUCGCGACGUAUCUAAACGGUGUCGCCGGCGGUGGUCCGACGACGAAGCUCGCCAAGUUACGCGCGAGCCUGAACGCGCGGCUGCCCGCAGGGACGACGGAGCUCGAGCGCGAGGACGUGCUCGACGGCGUCGCGAAACAGAUGCAGGAGUCGUGGAAGCUUGACCUCGGGUACUGA